GUAAGCCCUUACAACAGUUCAAUUUAUAUGCCAACAUGGAAAGCUGUCCGUUACCUUGUGUCCCCCAGUCCCACAUUUAUGCAGAUAUUGAUUUUAAUGUUCGUUCACUUUUGUUGAUUUUUGGUGGUAUGUCAACAAUUGAUGAAGGCGACAUUCUAGAACUCGAAGACAUCUAUCAAUUACGAGAAGAACUUGAGAUUUUGAUUCGAAACGUAUCAUAUUAUCACCCAAGAAUACGGGAACUUCAUGAAAGGAUUCUUAUGCUGAAGACAACGGUUGAUAAAUUUACAAAACAGGAAGUCAGCAUAGAAGAAAGAAUAAGAUCCCAAUAUCAGUUGCAGUGGGACGACAUGAUAGACAAAUUUACCGAUAUUUCAAUAGUCUGCAGCAAAGAACGAGAACGAAUCGAUGAACUUGAAAAAAAUGAAAUUAGGUAUAAAAGCGCACUGGAAAUUAAAAAUAGCAAAAUUAAGUCAUUAGAAGAAAAAGUUGCUACGCUGUCAGAGAGAAACGAAAAAUUGUCUUCUACAGUUAGCGAAAUGAAAGAGUGGAAUGUAACUUUUGCAAAUACGAAAGAGUGGAAUUUAAAGACUGCUCACAAUCAACUAGCGAUGUGCAAUGCAGAACGGAUAUUCUUCCAAACAACACACAAUCAGACCAUUGGGAUGAGGAUGUAUGACGAAUGGGUGUUUGACAAAACAAGAAUUCAGCAGUACUGGGACGCACAGAUCAUUCAGACAACACAUAUUAUUAGGAAUAUUUACAACAUUCGACUUGAAGCAGAAAGGCGAUACCUCGCACAGCAGUAUCAAAUUAAGAUGAACAAAUCGGAAACGGAGAUCCUGAAAUUCAAGAAAAGUUAUAAAGCACAACUUUUACAACUACAACAGAAGGUAGCUCAGUUUCAGGCGAUAUGGGAAAAGAUGGAAUCCAAUUGCUCAUCUAAGCAUGAUCGACAAAGAUGCACCAGGCUGAGGGGAGAAUUUCGCAUCAUGGUUGACAUCGUUGUCUCAAAGUAAUUAAU
This is a messenger RNA of Saccostrea echinata, 1024 nucleotides long. RefSeq lists its product as uncharacterized. The coding region runs from base 36 to 1019 and encodes 327 amino acids. The transcript has 5 exons. The record is from RefSeq and is a predicted model, not a curated record. Lineage: Eukaryota; Metazoa; Mollusca; Bivalvia; Ostreida; Ostreidae.